Messenger RNA from Monopterus albus (swamp eel), 2724 nucleotides. Its product is annotated as leucine-rich repeat and immunoglobulin-like domain-containing nogo receptor-interacting protein 1. The coding region runs from base 1168 to 2724 and encodes 518 amino acids. The record is from RefSeq and is a predicted model, not a curated record. Lineage: Eukaryota; Metazoa; Chordata; Actinopteri; Synbranchiformes; Synbranchidae. The transcript has 4 exons. Gene Ontology annotation, molecular function: protein binding.
GUUGUUGCCAUGAGGACAGCGAAGCAAUGGGGGAACUGAGAUGAAAAUGUCAGAAUGGGAGGAUGAGGCUUUCUUGUAAAGAUGCGUCUAUUUGUUUCUCUCACACUGCAGGCUUCAUUUGGAUGUAUUUUUGAGCAACACAAGGUUUUGAGGUGGAGCUAAUGAAGCAAAAGAUUUACUCUGACCUUUGAAUUCUGUUUGAUACAAUUUAUAUGAGACUAUUUCAGAAAAAUAAAACUACACCUCAUGUUGUUUUACUACAAAAAUUGUGAAAAUAGGGCUCUCACGAUGAGAAGCCCCCCAGACUGAAGAUACGUCUGCUCUUUGCUUGAGCUCUGAGGAGUUCAGGAGGAGUCCGACUUCAUUCACUGCUCUGGGGAGCUGCUGUCGUCACAAGCAAUCACAGUAAGCUCCCAAGAUCCCUACCUAUAACUAUGUUUAGAUAAAAUUUUCCACCUGAAAAAUAAGAUCUAAGAUACAGUAUCCUGCUUUACUCUGGUUUGUUCACAGUUCACAGUGCAAAAGGCAAAGACUUUAGUGGAAAAUCAUUUAGAAACUCUUAGAGGUACAAACACUAAACGUGACACAGAUCAAACUGAAUCCGUCUACAGGAUAAGAAAAAGCAUUCACCUUUUAAGCUUUAGUGAGCAUGAAUAAUUUUACACUUUAAAUUUAUAAUCACAGCUCUUCUUGCAGAAAAUGUCACAAAUGUAUCAGAAGACAGUCCUGCUGUUGUCGUUCUCUCUCCAUCCCUCUUCUCACAUGCUCUAUAGUGUUGCAUCAUUCAGCACAACAACAUGUGAGGAGAGCUGCCAAAACCGAGGGUGGCAUCACACUUGAAGUAUUUAUGAGCCUACAAAGACGGGAUCCUCCACUGGCAGCUGCCUGGUUAUGAAAAAACAUUUCCUGUUAGCCAAGAGGCAGGCCACCAGAUGUUUGAAGGGACUGUCAUCCCCCAACAAUUGUGCUGGGGAGCUCUCUACCUCUUGGCAGCAGGGGUGGCAUUAACAUCUGAUGCACGCCUGUCAUGUCCAACAGUUUUGCCACUGCAACGCUGUGCUGUUGAAGGUGAACUGCUCUGAUGGCCAACUUAGCGCAGUGCCUUAUGGUCUCCCGCAAAAUGCUAAGUGACUAAACUUAACAACUCAUAAUAAGAUCAAGUCUCUGAUGCCUCAGCAGUUCCAGACUUUGUCACAACUCUUAAAUUUAGAUUUGAGUGACAACCUUCUGGAAAUAAUUGAAAUGGAAGCCUUUCUUGGUUUGCAGAACCUGCUAACUCUGUGUCUUGCUCGUAAUCGCCUGAAGAUUAUUCCUGUAGGAGCCUUUGCUGGCUUGACAAACCUGAAGGUACUGGACAUAAGUAGCAAUGAGAUCCUUGUUUUCCUAGAUUUUACUUUCCGUGACUUGGCUGCCCUGCAGUUUAUGAAAUCAGCAGAUAAUGAUCUAGUUUUCAUCUCUCAUCUACCUUUCACUGGACUAAGCAAUGUACAAGAGCUUCAUCUUGAUGGCAGCAACCUCACUGCUAUGCCAACAGAGGCACUCGCACAGCUUAUUGUACUGAGAAGUCUUCACUUUCAUCGACUGGGCCUUACCACACUGCCAAACUACUCUUUUUGUCAUCUAGUGCACCUCAAGGAGCUUGUCAUUUCCCAUUGCCCCUGGCUGGAGAUGCUAUCAGGAAACAGCCUAUUUGGCCUAAAUCUCACAGCCCUCACCAUUAGACACUGCAACCUCAGUGCUGUCCCCUACACCCCUCUCCAUCACCUUGUAUAUCUUUUAUACCUUGACCUUUCCUUUAAUCCAAUUACUUACAUUCACAGAAACAUGCUUGGAGACUUGCUUCGGCUCCAAGAGCUCCAUCUAAUUGGCGGAUCAUUGCUGCGCAUCGAAAUAGGAGCGUUCAGGGGUUUAACACAUUUCAAACUGCUGAAUGUAUCCAAAAACCUGCUCACCACAUUUGAGGCAGGUGCUUUUCAUUCACUGGACACCCUAAAAACUCUGGGACUUGAUAACAACCCACUGGUAUGUGACUGGCGUUUGCUGUGGCUGGUGCGAAGACGCCAGUACCUGGACUUUGGUGGGCAUUCACCAAAUUGCACUCCCUCGGUCCAGGUGCAGGGAUGGAACUUUCUCGGCUUUUCUGAAGCUGAGCUCCCAGGCCUGCUCACUUGUCGGCAGCCUCAAAUUCUGAACCACAAACUCCAAGAAGUGAAAGUAGAUCAGGGACACACAGUAGUCUUUUAUUGCAAAGCAGAAGGUGACCCUCUGCCAUCUGUCAGCUGGCUAAACCCACAGCUAAGACUGUUAUCACCCAUUGGUAGAAUACGGACUCUCUCUAAUGGCUCAUUGGAGGUUCGCUAUGCUCAGCCUCAAGACAGUGGUACUUAUCUCUGUGUGGCAUCUUACGCAGCAGAAAAUGCCAGCCUGGCCAUCAGCCUUCAUGUCCAAGCCUUUCCAUCAUCUUCUAAAAACCACUUUCAUCUUAAAGGCUGGUUUGCUUUUCCAUCUGCCUCUCCAGGUCUGGAUGAAAAUCAAAAACUCCCAUUUGACAUCAAAACAUUACUGAUAGCAGCAACCAUUGGGUUUCUUUCAUUUUUCAGCUCUGUAAGCUUAUGUUUCAUUUUCAUGUUCUUCUGGAGUAAAAAGCAAAGUGCCAUGUCUAAUAGUAAUGGGGGCACAGGAAACUAUAUGGAAACAAGUAGGUUCACCAUGAAACUACUAUGA